AUGCCGGAAAUGGAGGGAUCAAUCAAACCCCCUCAAAUUUCUGAAAUGUUCCAGAAAUUCGCCUUCUCUUUCAAAUCCAAAGCUCUUGAAUUUUUUGCUGAUGAUUCUGAAAAAUUCUCUCUCCUUGAUGCUGGUGAUGAUGGUACUCCCGAUGAAUUCAUCUCCAAUCAGAAAGUCGUUGUAAAUAAGCCUGACCCACCUCAAGAAGUUGGUCCAAUUUCUCAGAAAGGUAAAGUUCCCCCAAAUCCCCAAUUUAAUCAAACCCUAAUUACUUCAUUGUUUGCUUCAAUUUCAUCGUUUGAGGCUUCUUAUCUUCAAUUGCAAACUGCCCAUGUUCCUGUUUUUGAUGCGGAAGUAUUAAGGAAUGCUGAUGAGUCUUUAGUUUCUCAUCUUCAGACCCUUUCUGAAUUUAAGCAGUUGUAUAAGAAUUACUACCAGAACCCUAAUUUUAGUGUUGAAUUUUCAACUGGGUCUUGUUUAGAAUUUCAAGUUAAUGAGAAUCAGCAUAAGCUUAGGGCUCUUAAGUCUGUGUUUAAUCGUUUACAGUCUGAAAUUGAUGUUAAGGAUGAGGAGGUUUCGAGUUUGAGGCGGAAAUUGGAGGGAUUGAAUCGGGUGAAUUCGAGGUUGUUGAAAAGGUUGUCCCUUGGUUCUUCAAGGGAGGAGGAGGAGGAGGGUUCUGAAAUUUUGCUAACAGUUAGAGUGUUUGAUAGGAUGUUAUGUGAGGCAUUUAGUUAUUCUCAUAGGUUUACGAAGGUAUUGAUUGGGUUGAUGAAGAAGGCACAUUGGGAUUUGGAUUUGGUGGCAAGUUCAGUGUAUUCGGGUGUUGAUUAUGUUAAGAAGGCGCACAAUCGGUAUGCUUUGUUGUCAUAUGUUUGUUUGAGGAUGUUUCAAGGGUUUGAUUUGGAGGAUUUCGGGUUAGGUAAGGAAGGCGAUGUUUGCAAUGGUCAUGUUCCAUCCUCUAAGGGCGAGGAGAAAGUUUCAUUACAGCAGUUAAAGGAGCAUGUAUUAGUCAAUCCAAUGGAGAUCUUGAGAAAGAAUCCAAACUGUGACUUUUCAAAGUUUUGCGAGAGGAAGUAUCAAGAUCUCAUCCACCCAACUAUGGAAUCUUCAAUUUUCAACAACUUGGAUCAGGAUGAAGUUAUAAUAAAUUCAUGGAAAUCAUUGGGUGAAUUUUAUGAGUCGUUCGUCAAGAUGGCAAGCUCAGUUUGGGCAUUGCAUAAGCUUGCCUUUUCAUUUGAUCCUGUUGUGGAUAUAUUCCAAGUGGAGAGGGAUGUUGAGUUUUCAAUGGUAUACAUGGAGGAUGUAACUAGGAGAUGUAAAUAUCCUUGCAAAACAAGGCCAAAGGUCGGAUUCACAGUAGUUCCUGGCUUUAAGAUUGGGCAGACAAUUAUUCAGUCACAGCUCGAGUCCAAAGAAUUCUUGAGACUGGGUAUUUCUCAUCCAAUGCGGUGGUCUGUUAUAAUGAGCAAAUUUCAGGCUUUGUUUUCUUCCCCUAAAUUCUUUUUAAGGAAAAAAACUUCAGAUAUGGGGUUUUCAGGUGGAAAGAAUGAAUUCUUAGCACAUGUGGUAUGA
Chenopodium quinoa (quinoa) is the source of this 1572-nucleotide messenger RNA. Its product is annotated as protein GRAVITROPIC IN THE LIGHT 1-like. The transcript is spliced from 2 exons. Lineage: Eukaryota; Viridiplantae; Streptophyta; Magnoliopsida; Caryophyllales; Amaranthaceae. The coding region runs from base 1 to 1572 and encodes 523 amino acids. Gene Ontology annotation, biological process: negative gravitropism; response to red or far red light. The record is from RefSeq and is a predicted model, not a curated record.